UCCACAACAUUAGCAUCGCCGCUAGCGGCUUCGCUCGUGUUACAAACUCCAAAAGAAAAUUCAUAACAACGAGCGCGUGAACAAACUAGAAAGCGGUCGGUUUGCUGCUCCGUGAAGUUCACUUUUAUUCCGAGCCCCGCGGGAAAUAACAUGACUCAAUUUAGCCGUGAGCCCUAUGAGGUUUCCUGUUAGACGGCGUUUCCUAAAAUAUGGCGUCGUUUAUUUCUUCUUGUUUUUAUUGAAACGACAACACGUCACAAGAACUGUACACAAGCGUGAAUAAUUUUACAUGUUUUUUUUUUUACAUUAAAAGACACCGUGCUGAAAAACGCGGCGCCGUUCGCUUUCCCUCGAUAGUGCGCACUACAGAGUGGACGGGCUCCUCUCCGCCGAAACAUCUACGUCAGGUUUCACUGGCGGUUUCUGAUUCGUUUCUCCCACGUUGUCACAAGCGCAGACGCGCAGCGAACCGUCACAUCCCUUUACCGACCGAGGCGGGCUCUCGGUAACCGAACCCUGUCGAACCGGGGCUGUUUGGUCUUGUUUUGGUCCGGGAUGGCGUUCAUGGAGCAACAGCCGCAGCCGUUGUCCGGCAGGAAGCCGCCGCUGGACGACACCGUGUCGCUCAUCGCCGUGAUCGAGGCCAGCCAGAGUUUACAGUCGCACACGGAGUACAUCAUUCGUGUCCAGAGGGGCGUUUCUGCAGACAACAGCUGGACGGUCAUCCGCAGAUACAGUGAUUUUGACAUGCUGAAUAAUAGUUUACUGAUCUCGGGCCUCAACCUGCCACUUCCUCCUAAGAAGCUGCUAGGAAACAUGGACCGAGAGUUCAUAGCCGAGCGUCAGAAGGGUCUUCAGGCUUAUCUGAACUACAUCACACGCCACCACGUCCUCUCCAGCUGUGAGCUGGUCAAAAAGUUUCUCGACACUAACAAUUACUCUGCAAACUACACAGAAAUAGCCUUACAACAAGUGUCCAUGUUCUUCAGAUCCGAUCCAAAAUGGGAGGUUAUUGAGCCGCUAAAAGACAUUGGCUGGAGAUUGAGAAAGAGGUACUUCCUCGUCAAAGACAAAGAUCAGCCCAAAGACAAACAAGUAUUAAGUUGGGUGGAUUUGGGUCCAGAUAAGUUCCUGUCCGACAAAGACCUUCAGUCCGCAAUGAAGCUGCUUCCAACGCUGUCUCAUUCAAACAUCUCUCCCGUCAGUUUCGCUACGACCAGCGAAUCGUCUGCUCUGGUCAUUCGCGUUUUCAGCGAGAAGGGAACGCUGAGGGAUCACAUCUGCAAGGUGAAGCCCAAAGAGCCCUUUCUGAAGAAGUACUGCAAUCCCAAAAAGAUCCAGGGUCUGGAGCAGCAGCAGAUCAGGACCUACGGACGACAGAUCCUCGAGGCACUAAAGUUUCUCCACGACAAGGGUUUUCCGUACGGGCAUCUUCACGCGUCUAACGUCCUGAUCGAGGAGAACGCGUGUAAGCUGUUGGAUGUAGAGAACUCUUUACUGGGACUGCCGUCAUAUUACCGUCCCUACGUCACACAGUUCAGGAAAAUCAAUACGACCGAAAGCAUAGACGUCUACUCAUUUGGACAUUUGCUUUAUGAAAUGACGUACGGCCGGCCGCCUGACGCUGUGCCCGUGGAUCAGUAUCCUCCGGCUCCGUUCUCGUCCGUAGUCUCCGUACUUCAGUCCAUCCUGUCCACGGAAGCUUGCAAAACGGGAAUGCCAACCGUUUCCCAACUCCUACAAACGCCGUUAUUCAAUGACGUGCUGCUGUUUAACUCAGAGAAACCCCAGUUUAAGAUCAGCUCCAAAUUAAAGGAGGCCCUGAAAUCGUCCAAGGAAUGCUUGGAGAAGCGCCUAGCGGAGGAACAGAGGACGAUCCACCAGCACAAGAGGCUGACGCGAGCGCAGUCGCACCACGGCUCCGAGGAAGAGAAGCGGAAAAGGAAGAUCUUGGCCAGAAAGAAAUCGAGACAGUCGACGUAUGAAAAUGAGGAGGAUAUUUCUGUCAAAUACAAUAACAACUCCGCAGGUUCUGGGGCGAGUUCACCUCCAACCUGCCCAUCCUCACCCACCCCUUUACCAGGAUCAGGAGCGCCUCCAGCACCUCCUCCUCCUCCCUCGGCUCCUCCUCCUCCUCCCUCGGCUCCUCCUCUUCCUCCCUCGGCUCCUCCUCCUCCCGGGAACGAAGCCGUCCCUCCACCCCUCUCGUCUCCCGGGGCCAGCGGCGCAGGCAGGAGCGCCCUCCUCAGCUCCAUCCAGUCCUUCAAUAAAGGCAAACUGAAAAAAUCUGAGACUGUUGACCACAGCGGCCCACGUUUGUGAAAAACAAAAAAAAACACGCGCUCGUCUUUGUUUUAGUGCAAUUCGUCCACUCGGGAGUCUUUUAGCAAAUUGCAUCUAGCAGUGAAAAGUGACCGUUUGUACCUGAACUUAUUCGGUGUUUGUUUCGUUCGUUUGUUUUAUUCACAGCCCUGCGUUUUCGGUAUUUUUUUUUUUCUUUUAAGCUGCUCGACGUAACCUAAACAGCUGUGCUUGGACUACCUUUCGCGUUUGAAAAAUGGACUUGCCCGCUCAUUCGGAUGGAAAACAAAUCUUAAUUUGAAAGUACUUCUACGACUUCUGAAGGAUAACGCGCAAGAUGUGGUGGAGAACGCGGGCAGCCCAUUUACUGCGAGCGAAGACGAAACUGGAUUUUAUUGUUGGUUCGUGAAACGAUUGAUAUUUGAUUCCAUAUUUGAUUGUAGUUCAUUUCUUGGAGGGUUUGGGACGAUGCUUUUUCAAGCGUUUGCCACAUUUACCAUUGUGCCUACAAAAGCCGAGAGCGUUCUUUGUUCUCUACGUUUGUUUUUUUUUUCAAUUUUGAGCUACGUUGUUCGUAUUUUCUUUCGGGAAAACAAAGUAAUAUUUGCAUUCCUGUUCUGCAAGAUCACAAUCAGUAUGUUGCGCGAACGGCGACGUUUGUACGAUGCGUUUUAUCAUUUACGCGGCGGUUUCGAAUCGCCGCUGACGUGAUCGUAUGCGACGCCGCUUGCGUCGUUUGAUCCUAUUGGCUGCUGCAGCCCUCUAGAGAAAUUCGGCCAAUCGGAGAGGAGAAAGCAGCGGCGAAUGGAAGCGGUUUCUUGUUUUGCACACAUACAGAGAGAAAGAAACUUCUACAAAUUCAGAUCCAUCGCAGGGUCCUGUUGAAAACCCGUCUCGUAUGAUGUACAGUAAUGCACAAUAGUUCAUCUUUUGCUCCUGUGACCGUGAACUCAUCUGUAUAUAGAUUCAUAUAGACACUGAAGACAUUACAGCUAUAUACCGUAACGUGUUCCCGGCUUUAUCGUGGGGGAAGAGUUUAAUAAUGUUUUCAUUUUCGCUACAGCACUUUACCGCUGGAUAUUUAGCAGUGGUCUGGAGGAGAAGAGAUCUUCUAAAGUUUACACAGAGAUUUAUGUGCGAGAGAGGAGUCGGUGCGUUCGAUUAAAGGAGAGAAUUGCCGCUGAUUUUCGCCUCCGUACAGCUGCCACAACCGUUGUUCAAAGCACUGGAGGUGAACGUCCUCGAAAUGCUACGAAAUAGUUUUCCCUGUUCUGAAAAACUUGUAUCGGCGAUAUUUUAAAAGAAUGGUUUUGUGCUUUUUAGUUGUGAACAUUGAAGUAAAGACAACGGAACAGA
Molecule: messenger RNA, 3657 nt
Organism: Puntigrus tetrazona (Sumatra barb)
Lineage: Eukaryota; Metazoa; Chordata; Actinopteri; Cypriniformes; Cyprinidae
Gene: pxk
Product: PX domain containing serine/threonine kinase
Exons: 18
Coding region: 556-2322 (588 amino acids)
Biological process (GO): early endosome to late endosome transport; protein targeting to lysosome; endosome to lysosome transport
Cellular component (GO): late endosome; early endosome; extrinsic component of endosome membrane
Molecular function (GO): phosphatidylinositol binding; ATP binding; protein kinase activity
Source: RefSeq, a predicted model, not a curated record